This is a messenger RNA of Medicago truncatula (barrel medic), 1278 nucleotides long. Its product is annotated as GATA transcription factor 19. The transcript has 2 exons. The coding region runs from base 145 to 1062 and encodes 305 amino acids. Gene Ontology annotation, molecular function: zinc ion binding; sequence-specific DNA binding. Gene Ontology annotation, biological process: regulation of DNA-templated transcription. The record is from RefSeq and is a predicted model, not a curated record. Lineage: Eukaryota; Viridiplantae; Streptophyta; Magnoliopsida; Fabales; Fabaceae.
AAAUCAAAAUGAUACAUGAAGGGUGUCAUAAACAGUAGUAAUUCUGCAGAGAUAUAAUAGAAACUCAAACACUUGCUUACAUUACACACUCACUCCCUGACUUACCCUUCAUUUCAUUUAUUGCAUUGGGUCCCUCUCUCUCUUAUGCUUUAUAAUUUUAUCUCCUUUACUAUAUAUAUUUUGUAUUUGUAUGUACAUGUCUCCAUUUGCAAUUCACGACAACGUGGACUGCAGGUGCUGACUAGUAUUUCGACAUUUUAUUAUCUUCAAACACUACAAGACAACAAUUCACUCUUCUCUACUCUAAAAAACCCCUUCAAAUCAUUCAUUUUCCAUUACUCUUUUUCACAAAGAAUGAUGCAUCGUUCAUCUCAAGGGCAACACGUGAUGGGACACUGUUCAUGUGGUAUGUUUCAUGGACAAAACAACUCAUUCUCAAUGUUAUUCUCCUCCUCUACACCUUAUGAUCAUGAACCUGAAACAUAUUGCUUCACUCCUAAUUCUUCAUCUUCUUCUGUUGAUUGUACUCUUUCACUUGGAACACCAUCCACUCGUUUCACUGAAGAUGAAGAGAAAAGAACCCGACAUCAUGAACGUCGUUCUGUCAAAAAUUUCUGUUGGGAUUUGUUAACACCUAAACAGUACAACAGUACUCAGUCUCAAACAAAGGCAACACGUGCAAGUACCAAUAAUAACAACAAUGAUUCUCUUCUUGCUCGUAGAUGUGCAAACUGUGACACCACCUCCACACCGCUUUGGAGGAACGGCCCUCGAGGCCCAAAGUCAUUAUGCAAUGCAUGUGGGAUCAGAUUCAAGAAGGAAGAGAGAAGAGCAACUUCUGCCGCUGGCACAGCGACAGCGCCAUCUAUUGGCGUAAUGGAGUCAGCUUCGAUGUAUAACCACCACCACCAUCACAACAACAACAACAACUCAUGGUACGUACAACCACAGAACCAGAAGAUGCAGUGUUUCUCUCCGGCAAUUACUAACGAGUUCCGUUUCAUUGAUGAAACCAAUCAUGAUUCUGAAAAUGGCAUUCCAUUUCUCUCUUGGAGACUCUGAUAGAACAAGCCUCGUUCAUGAAAAAUAUUAAUAAUAAUGUUAUAAUAGUAAUAGAUUUAGUAAAGCAGCUAGGACGGUCAAGACCAAUGAUAAUGAUAUGUAGAAGAUGUUUUUGAUUGCGAUGGUUCUAUGGUAUCGUCACAUGAUGUUUUUUUUUUUUUUUUUUUCAUUUUAUUUGCUUCCUUUGAUGGAGUGAGAAUGUGAGAUAAUUCUAUA